This is a messenger RNA of Aspergillus mulundensis, 1098 nucleotides long. Its product is annotated as isopenicillin N synthase family dioxygenase. Lineage: Eukaryota; Fungi; Ascomycota; Eurotiomycetes; Eurotiales; Aspergillaceae. The coding region runs from base 1 to 1098 and encodes 365 amino acids. The record is from RefSeq and is a predicted model, not a curated record. The transcript is spliced from 3 exons.
AUGGCCAUCCAAUCCAAUUGCUUCACGGCGAUUCCCCUCCUUGACUAUUCCUUGACUGCAUCCGACAAGCCAGCCUUCCUCGCCGACCUCCGCAAUGCUCUGAUCAACGUGGGCUUCUUCUACCUCAUCAACGCGCCCAUCGCGCCGGAAAUCAGACACGGCCUCGUCAAAAAGUGCAAAGCACUCUUCGACCUCCCGCUGGAGAAGAAGCUUGAAAUUGAGAUGGUGAACAGCAAGCACUUUCUCGGCUACUCGCGACUCGGGGCCGAGAUCACUGCCCGGAAGCAGGACUACCGCGAGCAAUUCGAUUUUGCGACGGAGUUACCAGCGCCCGGGCCAGAGGAGCCCCUGUAUAGGAAUAUUCGCGGCCCAAAUCAGUGGCCCGACGAGAACGCAAUCCCCGGAUUCCGCCAAUCCGUCGAAGCAUACUUGGGCGAGCUGAGCCCAGUGGCGGAGAAUUUCCAGCUUCUCAUCGCCGAGGCCCUGGAUCUGCCCUCGUCAGCACUGAAGCAAUUCUUCGACUCCCCCGUGCAGCAGAAGAUGAAAUUAAUCAAGUACCCGCCACCACCCAGCGACGCCGAGUCCCAGGGCGUCGGACCCCAUAAGGACUCGGAGUUCCUGACGUUCCUCCUGCAGGCUACACCCCAUCACGGCCUGGAGGUGCAGAAUAAAUCCGGGGGUUGGGUCCCCGCUCCACCAAUCGAGGGCUCGCUGGUUGUUAAUAUCGGGCGCGCCUUGGAGGCCAUCACGCGGGGCGUCUGUACGGCGACGACACACCGGGUGAAUCUUGCGCCGUCGAAUUAUGUUGAUGCGGAUGGGGAGCCGCUGGGGCCGCGGUUCUCAAUCCCGGUCUUCCAGGGGAUGGGCUUGGAUUUGGCGGUUAAGGAUAUCUCGUUGGAGUUUCCGGAGCAUAUUAAGGAGUUGGUUGGCGAUGGGAAAGCGCGGUCGGAUGCGGAGGCUACGUUUAAUGAGAUAUUCCGCGGUCGCACUGGCGAGGGAACGCUCAUUCAUCGUAUUAUCAGCCAUCAGGAUGUCGGGCGGAGAUGGUACCCUGAGCUCCUGGCGCGAGCGCUGGGAGAGUAUGGAGAACAGGGCUAG